AUGCAACGUUUGGAAGAGGAGAAGCUACUCCAGGAAAGGUUGCGAGAGGAAAGAGAAAAUCAAGAACGGGUCCUGCAAGAAAUGACGAUACGCUUGGAGCGGGAACGCGGAGAAAAGGCGAUUGCGGCAAAGCUUGCUUUGGAGAGGGAGCACAUUCAACAGAAGUAUAAUCUGCUCCACACGCAGCUGAGCGACGACGGAGAUGUACGUAGUGUGCGUAGCCGCGUAAAUAGUGGCACCAGCAAGGUAAACAACUGGAUGGAACGGAAUGCACCAGUAACCCUAAGUACCAAUCCUGGUAGUAAUACCACUGGGCUUACGUUACAGCAAGAGGCACGUCACAGUUCUAUCCCAAGCACCUCCUUAACUACCACGGUUCUUCCUAUCACCACUGCAGCAUCCCAAGUCAGCACAUCCACUCAUGCAGUCAAUGCACCCGACAUUUCGCUGAUUGCUCCAUCGAAUUACAUCAGCAGCCGAGUAUCGCACAUCGCAAGCAGCAGUAAUGCCAUCGAUAUCUGUGCCGUAUGUGCAGCCAUCUACGUUUCCUUGGAAUGUAUCAUUGCCACCCCCAGCACACCAGUCUACACCAACAGGCACACCGCCGAGAAGUCAAACAACGAAUGGAAUGACGGGGAACUUCCCCUAUCUGGCUCAGCACCGGACGACAUCAGACAACCGUGCAUCGCAUAUAGGGCUAGGUGCUGCCGCGAAUUCUUGUUUUGGUCAGUAUGUUCCCUCGGUCAGUGCGGAUACUCUGGUAAUCAGGUAUAUCAGGGACACAUGGGAAAGCAAAUUAGGAUUCCGCCAUCUCAACCGUUGUCAACAGGGAUAUUACAAAGCGGUUGCUCGGCCCCGAACGUUUCGGUUUAUCCAACUUCAAGUGUGUUAGGGCCACCGUGGCAACCGUUAGAUGGGGCAAAUGUGGGACCGAAUGCGCAACAGCUCGCUGCGCGUCACGUCGUUCCGAAAGACCUUCCACCCUUUGGUGGAAAUCCUGCUGAAUGGCCAUUGUUUUGGAGCAGCUUUGAAACAUCAACGCAAAUGUGUGGGUACACUUCGGCGGAAAAUCUACUGAGGCUCCAAAGAUGUCUGAGAGGAGAUGCAAGGAAGGCGGUGAAUAGUUUUCUACUUCAUCCAUCAAACGUGGAGGAGAUUUUAUCAACGCUUCGCACUCUGUAUGGUCGUCCGGACGCUAUCAUCGGUUCGCUGCUAAAUGAAGUCAGGAACACUCCAGCGCCGAAGCCAGAGAAGCUGGAAACAUUGGUCAACUUCGGAUUAGUAGUGCGCAAUCUGUGUGCGCACCUAAUCGCAUCUGGACAGCACAUGCAUUUGGGAAAUCCGAUUCUUCUACAGGAACUAGUGGACAAGCUGCCAGCAAACGUUAAACUGGGAUGGGCACUACAUAAACAAACGAUGGUGGAAGCAGAUCUUCGCAGCUUUUCUGACUACAUGAGCUUAAUCAUCAAUGCGGCAAGUAGCGUCUCUAGCGGAUUGGGAGAGAUUCCCAAACCGGAUCGGCAGAAAGGAAAAGCGUUCGUCAACUCCGUGCGCGCUGAAGUAGAAGCAGCAGGUAGCUGUAACAAAAGGACGAGCGACUCACAGCCGACAAUCAGCCCGAAAGUUCGGCCGUGCGCUGUGUGCAAAAUGGACGGUCAUAAGCCCAAGGAAUGUCCCACUUUCAAAGCAAGGAACAUCAACGAUCGAUGGAAGACAGUUCAAGAAGCUCAACUGUGCAAGCGAUGCUUGUAUCCCCACGGCAAGUGGCCAUGCAAAGCCCCUCCAUGCGGAACAGAUGGAUGUAAGGAAAACCACCAUAGAUUUCUACACCCUGGAUAUCCGCGACCUGGCACCAAUGUGGGAAAUGCAGCUUCUUCGUCAUCAAACACUGGAGUCGUAACAGUUCAUCAACAUUCUCAUCAGAAGGUUUUAUUCCGUAUUAUUCCGGUUUCUCUUCAUGCGAAUGGGAAAACAGCAGAAACCUUUGCUUUCUUAGAUGGGGGCUCCGACUCAACCCUGGUGGAAAGUUCUAUAGCUUCUGAGCUUGGCAUUACUGGGCCGACGGUUCCACUCUGUAUGCAGUGGACAAACGGAGUAACACGGACAGAAGAUGAUUCUAAACGAGUUCAAAUGGAGAUAUCUGGAAAUAAUUCCAUGCGCUAUUCUUUGAGUGGCGUUCACACAGUCUCAACCCUAGACCUUCCUCGGCAGACGCUGGAUUUCGACGAGCUUCAAUCCAAAUUUCGUCAUCUGAAAGGGCUGCCUGUAUCAAGCUACAAAGACGCAAUCCCGAGAAUACUCAUCGGUCUGGACAACACUAAACUGAAAACAACUCUGAAGCUUCGGGAAAGUGGUGGCGACGAGCCAGUCGCAGCAAGAACACGGUUGGGUUGGACUGUAUUCGGGAAGUCAGGAGGAACUGAAAUUGCAUUAUCACAUCGAGUUUUACACGUGUGUCAUCAACCAACAGAUGCAGAUCUCCACGAAUUGGUGAAAUCUUUUUUUGCGAUCGAGGGAGCAGGUGUUGAGGCAAACGCAAUCAUCGAAUCAAAAACAGAGAAACGAGCUCGAGAAAUCCUGGAAGCAACUACGGUGCGUAUGAAAUCUGGAAAGUUCCAAACAGGCCUUUUAUGGAGAUACGACAGGGUAGCGUUUCCUGAUAGCAAACCGAUGGCGGAGAAACGACUGCGAUGCCUCGAGAAUCGGCUAUCCAAAAACCCGGAAUUGUACGAAAAGGUGCGGCAACAGAUGAUCGAUUAUGUCGAAAAAGGUUAUGCUCAUAAGGCCACCAUGAAUGAAUUGAAGCACACUGUCCCAUGGCAGGUGUGGUAUUUACCGCUAAGCGUAGUCCACAAUUCCAAAAAGCCUGACAAGGUGCGUAUUGUAUGGGACGCCGCGGCUUCAGUGAAAGGAAUUUCGCUGAACUCAGUUCUUCUCAAAGGGCCAGAUAUGCUGCAGUCCCUACCAACAGUCCUAUGCCGAUUCCGUCAAAGAGAGGUGGCCAUUAACGCGGACAUCAAGGAAAUGUUCCACCAGGUGUUCAUCCGUACAGAAGAUCGUCAAGCUCAACGUUUCCUCUGGCGAAACAACCCGACGGAACCGAUGCAGGUAUUCGUCAUGGAUGUCGCCAUAUUCGGCGCAACAUGUUCGCCGUGCUCUGCACAGUUUGCAAAAAACCUCAACGCGAGUGAACACGCAACUGAAUACCCAAGGGCGGCCACUGCAGUCGUUGAUAACCAUUAUGUCGACGACUACCUGGAUAGCGUCGAUACGGUCGAGGAAGCGACACGGCUGGCAAAGGAGGUGAAGUUAAUUCAUCAGCAUGGAGGAUUUGAACUCCGUCACUGGCUCUCCAACCGGAAGGAAGUGUUGGAAAAAAUUGGCGAGGAACCUUCGGAAGCGACAAAAAACUUCGUUAUGGGUAAGGACUGCGGUGCGGAACGAGUUUUGGGCAUGAUAUGGUUACCGCAGGAGGACGUAUUUUCCUUUGCUGUUCAGUUUCGAUCUGACCUUGAUCGACUGCUGGAUGGGAGUAUCUACCCUACAAAAAGAGAGCUACUCAGCUUGGUGAUGAGCAUUUUCGAUCCGCUCGGACUGGUGGCGAACUUCGUUAUUCAUGGCAAAGUUUUAGUGCAGGACGUAUGGAGAGCAAACACCGGCUGGGACGAAAACAUAUCUGAUGACAUCUUUCCGGCAUGGCAACUAUGGGUUCGAUCGCUACGUGAUCUUAAACAAAUACGUAUUGAUCGUUGCUAUUUUCCGGGCUAUAAUCCAAUGGCACUUGAAACCUUGGAACUGCAUAUAUUUGUGGAUGCCAGUAUAGCAGCUUAUGCCGCUGUUUCCUAUUUUCGUAUUGUCGACAGUGGCACCAUUCGCUGCAGCCUUGUAUCAUCGAAAACCAAAGUUGCGCCGCUCAAACAACUUUCCGUGCCUAGACUGGAACUACAAGCCGCAGUGCUUGGGACGAGGUUGAUGAAGUCCAUCACCAACAGCCAUACUAUCUCUAUCAGCCGAAAAAUAUUCUGGAGUGACUCCAACACUGUGCUUUCCUGGAUACGGUCUGACCAGCGAAGAUUUCAUCAGUUUGUGGCGUUCAGGAUUGGCGAAAUUCAGGAAGACACCGAUGUUUCAGAGUGGAGAAAGGUGCCAUCGGCUUGGAACGUAGCGGAUGAGGCAACGAAGUGGGGAAAUGGUCCGAAAGCGUCUAAAAGAAGCAGGUGGGUGCAAGGACCAGAAUUCCUCUACAAAGAUGAAUCAGAGUGGCCCGAACAAAACAAAAACUGGACCACCGAUGAAGAAACGCGAGCAUCACUUUACGUUCACCUACAGAAUGAGUCACAAGAAACUAUACGUUUUAGGCGCUUCUCCAAAUGGGGAAGAUUAGUGCGUGCCGCAGGAUACGUUCUGCGAUUCUGCAGCAAUCUUCAUAAGGCAGUCAACAGAGAACACUUGCCAGUUUCCAAAAUUCUCAGUAGUGAUGAGUUGCAGAAAGCAGAAUGGACCAUACUCCGCUUGGUCCAGCGUGAAGCGUUUCCUAGCGAAUACUUGUUGCUGAAAUCAAACCAACAGGCUCCAACCGGUGAAUCGAAAGUGUUAGACAAAACUAGUAAGAUCUACAAGUUGUGCCCUUUCAUUGGAGCUGAUGGUGUCAUACGAAAGGAUGGUCGAAUUGGUGCAGCCCCCUGGUUAGCAAGCGAUGUAAAAUUCCCUGUGAUUCUGCCCAAAGGGCACUACGUUACGGCGUUGAUCAUCGACGAAGUUCAUCGCAAGUUUGGCCAUGCCAAUAAUGAGACGAUCGUCAAUGAAGUGAGGCAGAAAUACCACGUGUCCACUCUUAGAGCUCUGGUGAAGAAAGUAGCAAGAAAUUGUAAACUGUGCAAAGUGAAAAAAGCUGUUCCACAGGCUCCACGAAUGAGUUCACUCCCGGAGGCGCGACUUGCGCCAUACGUGAAGCCAUUCACUUAUACUGGCCUUGACUAUUUUGGACCACUGACGGUGAGAAUCGGCCGAGCUAAGGUCAAACGGUGGGUGGCGCUGUUCACCUGCCUCACAACCAGGGCAGUUCACCUGGAGGUGGCAUUCACUCUUUCCACAGAAUCGUGCAAGAUGGCUGUCCGAAGAUUUAUAGCUCGCCGUGGUGCUCCGUUGGAAAUAUAUUCGGACCAAGGAACGAACUUCCAAGGAGCAAGGAAAGAGCUCAGAGAACAAAUUCGUCGAAUGAACGCUGAACUAUCAACGUCAUUUACUAAUGCAGUUACACAGUGGCUAAACCUAAACCCUCCCUACGCCCCACACAUGGGGGGCGUAUAA
Molecule: messenger RNA, 5310 nt
Organism: Armigeres subalbatus
Lineage: Eukaryota; Metazoa; Arthropoda; Insecta; Diptera; Culicidae
Exons: 3
Coding region: 1-5310 (1769 amino acids)
Molecular function (GO): nucleic acid binding
Source: RefSeq, a predicted model, not a curated record